Messenger RNA from Zingiber officinale, 1662 nucleotides. RefSeq names its product probable protein S-acyltransferase 14. The record is from RefSeq and is a predicted model, not a curated record. Gene Ontology annotation, biological process: protein targeting to membrane; peptidyl-L-cysteine S-palmitoylation. Gene Ontology annotation, molecular function: protein-cysteine S-palmitoyltransferase activity. NCBI's taxonomy places the organism in Eukaryota, Viridiplantae, Streptophyta, Magnoliopsida, Zingiberales, Zingiberaceae. The transcript is spliced from 2 exons. Bases 251 to 1075 code for a protein of 274 amino acids. Gene Ontology annotation, cellular component: Golgi apparatus; endoplasmic reticulum.
UCCUCGUCGUCCUCGGCGUCGUAGGCGCAAGCUAUUAUGCCGUCGUCGUCUCCAACUACGGGCCGGCCCUCUUUGCCGGAGGUUUCAGCUCACUUCGAUCUCUUGCUGUCUUGGUCCCUUUCCAUAUCCUGCCCCCUAACUUGGUGGCUCGGCUGGACGCGAGGAAUUCAGGCAGUGUGGGGUUGUUCAAAGCCCAAGUCUUGCAGGAGACAGACUUGGUAUACCAGCGGGCCUGACAGGUGCGCAAGACAUGCCAAGAAGUGAACCGGCAGUGCAGGGGGCACUGUCUAAGCCCAAGUCUGUGGGAGGCAGACUUGGCAAACCAGCGGGCGUGGCAUGGGCGCAAGCCAUGCCAACCAGCGGACUGGCUAUGCGCGGGGCACUGUCUAAGCCCAGCUGUGCAGCAGGCAGACUUGGCAAACUAGUGGGCAUGACAUGGGCGCAAGCCAUGCCAAGACUGGCAGUGCGCGGGGCAUUGUCCAAGCCCAAGUCUGCCUCAGGAGGCAGACUUGGCAAAGAAGCGGGCGUGGCAUGUGCGCAAGACAUAUCAAGCGGCCAGUGGAGCGGCAACGUGGGGCUGCCUAAGUCCAAAUCAUGCAGAAGGCAAAGACUUGGCAAACAAGCGAGCGUGACAUGUGCGCAAGAUAUGCUAUGCAGCCACGGCAGCGUGGGUCUACCUAAGCCCAAGUCAUGUAGACGGCAAAUACUUGGCAAUCCAACAGCAUGGCAUGUGCGCAAGGCAUGCCAAGCAUUGGAGCGGCGGCGUGGGGCUGCCCAAGAUCAAGUCAUGCAGAAGACAGACUUGGCAAUCUCCCAAGCAUGGCCUAUGCGCAAGGCAUGCCAAAUGGUGAAGACUUAUGACAUUGUGGGGUGCUGUCCAAUGCACCAAUCAUGCAAGAGCGGACUUGGUGAUCAAGCAAGCAAGGCAUGCGUGUUGGGCAUGCCAAGUAGCAACAAAGGAGCGAACAAAUGGACUUGUCUGUGGUGCGAACAGAUGGACUUGUUCGUAGUGCCAAAGAAGCUGACAGAUGGACUUGUACAUGGUGCCAAAGAAGUAGAGUCGUUGGACCGAUAGAUGGACUUGUCCGUAGCGCCAAAGGAGCGAACAGAUGGACUUCUUGGUGGUGCCAAAGAAACGGAGCCGUGGGCCGAGCACUUGGCAUGCAUACAUACUUUGGCGCAGGGCCAAAGAAGAGGAGCCAUGGACUUAAUGCGGGACGGAUAGAUGGACUGGUCUGUGAUACCAAAGGUGUGGACAGAUGGACUUGUCCGUGGUGCAUGUUGACACUUGGCAGGAGCCAAUGCAUCAUGAUGAUGGGGCAAAGCACAAGGUGUGCAGGCUACCACUUAGCAUGGUGCCAAUGCAGCCAAGACACGUGGACAAAACGGUUUUGUAGAAGUUGAGUUGGUUUUGUUCAUGUGACAUUGGUGGUUGGGCCAAUUACCAUGUAACUUUCCUUGUAACCGCUUGUCUAUGUAUGAUAAAUAGACAAGGGGGUCAUUGGCAAUGGAGGAGUGACAUAGAGGCAAAUCAUGGGCAAGAUUCUAGGCAAAGUCCAAGGGGGAUUUGUCUAGGCGAAUCGUGAAGAAUUGUGAGCAAGAUCGUGAAGGAUUUGUAUGGACGGAUCAUGAGCAAUUUGUAAACAAUUUUAUAUUGUUCCA